This is a messenger RNA of Perkinsus marinus ATCC 50983, 951 nucleotides long. RefSeq lists its product as hypothetical. The transcript is spliced from 6 exons. Gene Ontology annotation, cellular component: m-AAA complex. Gene Ontology annotation, molecular function: ATP-dependent peptidase activity; metalloendopeptidase activity; ATP hydrolysis activity. The record is from RefSeq and is a predicted model, not a curated record. The coding region runs from base 1 to 951 and encodes 316 amino acids. Gene Ontology annotation, biological process: protein-containing complex assembly; mitochondrial protein processing. Lineage: Eukaryota; Perkinsozoa; Perkinsida; Perkinsidae.
AUGAGUGGUUCUGACUUUAUUGAGAUGUUUGUUGGAGUAGGUCCUAGUCGAGUGAGAGACCUAUUCGCUCAAGCACGGCAAGCGGCACCUUCUAUUAUAUUUAUUGAUGAGAUUGAUGCUGUUGGUAGGAAGAGAGGAAAGGGUGGAUUCUCAGGAGGGGCCAAUGAUGAGAGAGAGAACACACUUAAUCAGAUACUAGUUGAGAUGGAUGGAUUUAGCUCAACUACUGGAGUAGUAGUCUUAGCUGGUACCAACAGAGCGGAUAUCCUAGAUCCAGCAUUAAUACGACCAGGAAGGUUUGAUAGACAGAUUGCUGUUGAUAAACCUGACCUUAAUGAUAGGGAGGCUAUCUUUAAGGUCCAUCUUAAACCCCUUACUCUCCUUAAGGGUAUUGAUGUAACCGAAGUAGCCCGACGUAUGGCGGCCUUGACACCUGGUAUGACGGGUGCUGAUAUUGCUAACCUCUGUAAUGAGGCUGCUAUCUAUGCAGCACGUAGGAGUUCAUCUGGGGUAGAGAUGAAGGAUUUUGAGGCGGCUACUGAGAGGAUUAUUGGUGGAUUGGCUAAAUCCAAUAACCUUAUGUCGGAGCAAGAGAAGAGGACAGUAGCUAUACAUGAGUCAGGUCAUGCUGUAGCGGGUUGGAUGAUGGAAUUUGCUGAUCCUCUCCUAAAGGUUACCAUAGUACCAAGGUCAUCUGGGGCCUUAGGUUUUGCACAAUACCUUCCUGAGGAGUUAGCUCUUUAUUCUAAGGAAGCUCUUCAUGAUAAAUUAGCUGUUAUCUUGGGUGGUCGUGCUGCUGAGGAACUCUUUACUGGUCGUAUUACUACUGGUGCUGCUGAUGACUUUGCUAAGGCUACUAAUAUAGCAUUGGGUAUGGCACAAGUAUAUGGGAUGACAGAAGGUGUUGGUCUUCUUAGUUGGAAUCCUCAACAGAUGCAGGAGAUGAUGUAA